Periconia digitata is the source of this 1510-nucleotide messenger RNA. NCBI's taxonomy places the organism in Eukaryota, Fungi, Ascomycota, Dothideomycetes, Pleosporales, Periconiaceae. The record is from the annotation of a GenBank genome assembly.
AACGUCACACCCCCAAAGCCAGCCCCCUUUUGCACAUAGAUAGAUAGUUACCCCCUUAACCCCUCCAAUCAAUUGACAUGAAUCAAUGCCAACAAGCUGUGCCCUCUGAGUGGAACUGUUUCUUUCAUUGUAAAUGGAUGACUUAUGCAAAUUGUUGAGUACCGCAUAUUUGGAACAGUGAUGGCAUUGAUCGAUGGAAAAGGACGGGGCACGCGUAGACCGCCUUCAAGGUGAUAGAGAGAUGAGAAGCAAGUGGCUGUUAUGCUGUCUGAGAGUAUCUUAGUUUGAGCGGUCUAUGUUCAAUGUAGAAAGUAAUAUGCAAUCGGGUGGCGGUCCUAUUAAUGUCAAUUGAUAUUGUAUGGCUGCCAAGCGCAUGGUACACGGUGAAGCUCUCUUGCCCCGCAAAGCCGACAAAGCUUGGACCACAAAAUCGCCAGCCAGCCAGCCAGCCAACCUCGCGACAAGCAAAGCAACCACCGACGCGCCUCACACUCUAUCCCCAACACUGCGCCCACCCACUUCGAACCGUCCGUCGCGAUACAAAAGCUCUGCUUCAAUACUACUGCCAACGAAGUUUGACGGAAGACUAUCGACAAUCCCUUUCACACCCGCACGGGAGGACGACAGCAAGGAUGCCGGACAUCAAGAGGAACGUCAAGCUCAUCACGAGGCAGUCGCCCAUUUCGGAGCCUUCGCCCAUGGAGGGUUUCCCCAUGCGCACAUGGAGCAUCGAGAUCUACAUUCAGGACGCCAAUGGCAACGACGUCCCCGCCACCUGCUUCGAAAAGGCCGUCUACAACCUGCAUCCGUCGUUUGAGAAGAACAAGCAGACCUUCAAGAAGCCUCCGUUCCGCAUAGAAGAGAAGGGCUGGGGUGAGUUCGACAUGAACAUUGUUCUCACUGGCGCUCACCGUGGUGGCGACCACACCAUCAACCACGACCUCAACUUCCAGGCCGAGAAGUACGAGGCCGUCCACGCAGUCACCUUCCGCAACCCGAAGCCUGAUCUCAUCGCCCUCUUGGAGUCCAGCGGUGGUGCCGAGACGAAUGGUGCUAGGGGCGCCAAGGACUCUAGCAAGAAGAAGGGACGACGGGACAAGACCGUGGAUAUGGAGAAGCUUGCCGAGGGUCUGCAGAAGCUGAGCGAGGACGACUUGCUGCACGUGAUAACCAUGGUGCACGACAACAAGACGAGCGAGACGUACGUCAAGAACGAUGUCGAGAAUGGCGAGUUCCAUGUCGACCUCUACACGCUGCCUGACUCCCUCGUGAAGCAGCUGUGGGAGUUCACCUCAGCGAGGGCGGAGAUCUAGUAUUCUUCUCCCACACUGUCUCCUUGGCUCCUAGAGGAUCGCCGGACUGACCGCUCCCCGCAACUCCUCUCUUGACCCGUGCCUCUCCCCCAAUGCGAGAAAGCUUUACUGUUUCUUGAUUCUGCAUACCCCCUCAAAUCCUCGGACUGGGUUUUAUCUGGUGGAACCCGGAGAGUCUUGUUCACUCUCCCACCCUU